This is a messenger RNA of Colletotrichum gloeosporioides, 375 nucleotides long. RefSeq lists its product as uncharacterized. Lineage: Eukaryota; Fungi; Ascomycota; Sordariomycetes; Glomerellales; Glomerellaceae. The record is from RefSeq and is a predicted model, not a curated record. The coding region runs from base 1 to 375 and encodes 124 amino acids. The transcript is spliced from 2 exons.
AUGCGUUGCUAUUGUUUUGCGGCAAAUCUCCAAAGCUUGGAAACGGGGUCCGGGAAAUACCUUUGGGAAAAGGUGGAGUUGGUCAUGGUUUCGGUCCGGGUGGUCUGCUGGCGGGGAUCGGGCGGCGCCCAUUUGCUUUCUUGUGCCUCUUCUCUCAUUAUUUUCAUUAUUCGGAGAUGGACCAUUCUCAUCUAUUGCUUGAUAUUCCUGGGAGGUUUCAUUCUCUUGUUACAACGAAACGGGGUUUAUAAGCAUCUCAGGGACAUUGGGGAGUGUUGGGCGGUGGGUUCUCUCGCACCUUGUCUGGGAGCACUUUUUCGCGAGCAUAUUUUGGAGACGUUGUGUUGUUUCUGGGGAGCAGGCAUGACACGAUAA